This is a messenger RNA of Glycine soja, 1201 nucleotides long. Its product is annotated as coatomer subunit epsilon-1-like. NCBI's taxonomy places the organism in Eukaryota, Viridiplantae, Streptophyta, Magnoliopsida, Fabales, Fabaceae. Gene Ontology annotation, biological process: intra-Golgi vesicle-mediated transport; retrograde vesicle-mediated transport, Golgi to endoplasmic reticulum; endoplasmic reticulum to Golgi vesicle-mediated transport. The record is from RefSeq and is a predicted model, not a curated record. Gene Ontology annotation, molecular function: structural molecule activity; protein binding. Bases 93 to 965 code for a protein of 290 amino acids. Gene Ontology annotation, cellular component: COPI vesicle coat. The transcript has 6 exons.
GUUCUCUCUCUCUCUCUUUCUUUCUUCCACUGUAUCUGCGUGUGUUUGCGAAUUGUGCAAUUUUCAAGAUCUGAAUCAGAGAAUAGAUAAUAAUGGCUACACCGGACCACCUGUUCAACCUCCGCAACAACUUGUAUCUCGGGGCGUACCAAGCCGCCAUCAACAGCGGCGACGUCACCAACCUCUCCCAAGAAGACUCCCUCGAGCGCGACACCCUCGUCCACCGCUGCUACAUCGCCCUCGGCCAGCUUCAGUUCGUCAUCUCCGAGAUCCAUGACGACGCUCCCACACCUCUCCAAGCCGUCAAACUCCUCGCUCUCUAUUUCUCCUCCCCCGACACCAAGGAUUCCGCCAUCGCGAGUCUCAAGGAGUGGCUUGCCGAUCCCGCCAUUGCAAACAACGCCACGCUGAGGCUCGUCGCCGGUCUCGUCUUCCUCCAUGAAAAUGAUUUCAACGAAGCCCUCAAACACACCAAUGCUGGUGGAACCAUGGACCUGCACGCGUUGAAUGUUCAGAUCUUUAUUAAGAUGCAUAGGUCGGAUUAUGCUGAGAGGCAGCUUCGGAUCAUGCAGCAGAUUGAUGAAGAUCACACUCUCACUCAACUCGCCAAUGCCUGGCUCAAUUUGGCUGUGGGUGGGUCAAAGAUCCAGGAGGCGUAUCUGAUCUUCCAGGAUUUGUCGGAGAGGUAUCAGUCCACCAGCUUGCUCUUGAAUGGCAAGGCUGUUUGCUGCAUGCACAUGGGCAACUUCGACGAAGCCGAGACCCUUUUGGUUGAAGCUCUAAACAAGGAUGCCAGGGAUCCAGAAACUCUAGCCAAUCUAGUUGUAUGCUGUCUUCACCUCGGCAAACCAUCUAACAAAUCAUUCAGCCAGCUGAAAAUUUCUCACCCAGAGCAUGUAUUGGUCAAACGGGUAUCAUCAGCUGAAGAAAGUUUUGAUAGAGCGCUACAAUCAUUUUCCUCAUGAGUGUCGAUGAUUGAAUUUCUUUCAAGAGUUGAAUGGUGUGAGAUCUUCCCAUGCAAUUUUUACACCUUAUCGUGGCUAUUGUAUUGGUUCCGUAUCUUAGAACAUACUCAACUGGGUAAUGUGUCAUAGUAUUCAAAUUUAUAAUGUUUGGUUUACUUUAGUCUUGAUGUUGUAAAAGCUACAUCUGACAUUAAUUUUUAAACAAUUUCAUUUACAUCGUAUAUUUUACUAGAAAA